Molecule: messenger RNA, 639 nt
Organism: Toxorhynchites rutilus septentrionalis
Lineage: Eukaryota; Metazoa; Arthropoda; Insecta; Diptera; Culicidae
Exons: 1
Coding region: 1-639 (212 amino acids)
Biological process (GO): DNA integration
Molecular function (GO): nucleic acid binding
Source: RefSeq, a predicted model, not a curated record
AUGAAAAGUAUCAUGCGCCAGCGUGUGUGGUGGCCCGGUAUGCCCAAGGAUGUUUCCAAUUCGUCGUGUAAACCAUGUUGUGUAAACGGGAAGCCGGAAAGAACAACACCAAUGAAAAGAGUGUUUAUUCCGAAAACAGCUUGGGAUACUAUAGCGUUGGAUUUCAAUGGACCUCAUGUAAAACUCGGAGGUAUUCUCAUCCUUGUAAUAGUCGAUUAUAAAUCACGAUACAUUAUCACAAAACCUGUGAAAUCGACUAACUUCGAGUGCACAAAAAAAGUUCUCGAUAACGUGUUCGAGAAGGAAGGUUUCCCGAAAAUCAUAAAAGUAGAUAACGGCCCUCCAUUCAAUGGAAAAGAUUUCGCGGAAUAUUGCAAACAACGGGAUAUUUCGUUGAUAUUCUCGACACCACUAUUUCCGCAGCAAAACGGCUUGGCGGAAAGUUAUAUGAAACUAAUUAAUAGAGCCAUGGCGGUGGCCAUAACGAAUAAAACAAAUUAUGUAGAAGAGUUGAAGAAAGCAGUAAGUGCACAUAAUGCAGCUGCCCACAGCAUUACAAAAAUACCGCCUGAAGAGAUCAUGUACGGACGUAAAAUCAAACGUGGAUUGCCUCUGCUCCAACGUAGAGAAUCCGUUUGA